This is a messenger RNA of Zychaea mexicana, 1182 nucleotides long. RefSeq lists its product as uncharacterized. The record is from RefSeq and is a predicted model, not a curated record. The coding region runs from base 1 to 1182 and encodes 393 amino acids. The transcript has 4 exons. NCBI's taxonomy places the organism in Eukaryota, Fungi, Mucoromycota, Mucoromycetes, Mucorales, Lichtheimiaceae.
AUGCCUGCCAAAAAAAACGGAAAUCAACGCAAUGGCAAAACCAAGAAAACGAAAAGAGGUGCAAAUAACAGUAACAACAGUAACAACGGCAACAACGGCAACAACGGCAGUAGUAAAGACAAUAACGAGUUUUAUUCCGUAAAGACAUCAAGUGUGCCAUCUACAAAGUUACCUAAAGCAUUACCGGCCCACGAUGUACCUUAUGCAACUGUGCAAACAACCACUGCAUUUCCUGCAUCGCAUGUCAAUCAAGAACCCCUCAAGGGCUUCAUGCGAACCAUCGCGACGUUGAUCAACCGGCUUUUGACAGUUUCUAUUGUAGUAGCUGCUACCUACUACGUUUUACGAGGCCACGAUGCAACAAAAAUCAACAACCGCCAAUGCACAGCGAGCGAACCUAUUAAACAAAACUUUGCCCAAUUACUUAAAAAUGAAUUAUACAAAGUACACGUGGAACCUUAUACCGACACAAUGCGAGCAUGGUAUGACGAGUGGAGUCCGGACGUAUCGGACCAAGCGAAGCUGUUACAGAGCGCUGCCUUGGAUCGGGCCUUAGAAGUACUGGAUCGGGCCAAGACUAUCCGUGCACAAACAAUCGAUCAUGCCAAGGGGUUACAAACUGUAAUCACCGAUCAAUUACAUGCAUAUUUGAGCAAACAACACCCUACUGCAUCUACACAUGACGACGGUGACGACCACGAAAAUGACGCAUUCGAUGACUACUACUCGGCUACCAUGACACCUUACGAAACACAGCUACCUGACAAAGAAAUUCAAGCUAUUUUGACAGUGGCUACGCAGGCACGGACAAAGCUGGAUGAGCAGUUGCGUACAGUACAGCAUUAUUUACCAAAACGAUUUGAAGAUAAGCAGCACACCCAACAACAACAACAGCCAGUAACGAAAAAACAACGAGAAGCCAUUCGCAGUAUUGCCGAAGAGGUCAAGAGCGAUAUGGAUAUUCUACGGAAAAAUGCAGAGAGUCAAGUCAUUGAACAAGCCAAGACUGCUCGAAAGGCUAUCGAUGAUGAAACUGAACUCACUGCGAUCCGUCAGGCAGAACGCGCAGCGCUCAUCGAGGUGCACAAGUCGGAUAUUUUGAUUGUUGAAAUACGCUUGGAAGUCGAUCAUUAUGUUGAAGCCAUUAUGAAGAAAUGGAUACGCCAGGCUCCUCUUCUUUAA